This is a messenger RNA of Sporothrix schenckii 1099-18, 3603 nucleotides long. RefSeq names its product SUMO protease ULP2. Gene Ontology annotation, biological process: protein desumoylation. Gene Ontology annotation, molecular function: SUMO-specific endopeptidase activity. The record is from RefSeq and is a predicted model, not a curated record. Gene Ontology annotation, cellular component: cytoplasm; nucleus. Lineage: Eukaryota; Fungi; Ascomycota; Sordariomycetes; Ophiostomatales; Ophiostomataceae. The coding region runs from base 1 to 3603 and encodes 1200 amino acids. The transcript has 2 exons.
AUGCCCAUGGGCCGUAGCUUUCUCAGUAGGCUGGGCGAGUUCAGUCCCGGCAAUUUUCUCCGGCGGGAUCGCUCUAAUCGCCACCCAGACAAGGCCCAAGCAUCGCCGCAAAUACAUCCGCCGUCCCCGAAACGGAGACGGACAGAUGACGACGAUGGCCACGAUGACGAUGAUGCCUCGCCACCGAAACGCAGCGCCAUUCGUACGCAGAACAACCAGACCGUCCUCGACAAACAGCGACUGCGUAACUCGACGACCCGCGGUCACCAGCAGCGCUUGCGCACCCAGCCAUCCGAGACGAGCCUCGACAUUCUGAUCCAAUCCUCGCCAGACCGCAGUCUGUAUCAGCGCUCCGACAGCGUCCUGUCUAGCGGCCAGCCCGGUAGCCGGACCAGCAACCAGAUCAACCAAAACGAGCUGCGGCAGGUGGAACGCAAUACAAACGGCACCCCAAACCGGCGUCGUCGGCGCAGGCAACGGGGCGGCUUCGGUGGCGAGGGCGCAGCCGCCAUCGGGCGUCCCGUAAACCUCAGGAGCCCCAGCCCGGACACUGAAGCGCACACUGAAAAGCUGUUUUUGAUCGAGGACGAUCUGAGCCCUGCCAAACCAAACACCAACCUGUCCAUCGACCUCUCGGGCACAAAGGGACGUUUCCGAGACCGCAUGAGCAGCACACAAUCGUCCAUGGGCCCUCCGCGGCGACAGGACGCGACACCAUCCGUCUACAAUAGUACGAAGCACGACGCGGAGGUCGACGAGCUUUCACAGGAAUUCUUUCCCGAGCCGGCUGCCAAGAGGCAGCAACCGGCUAGGAAUCCAGUCAUCUACCUGGGUAGUCCUCCGGCUCGUGCUGCUGGAGCAGCUGCCGAGAGAAGGAGACAAGUUCAGUUGCAGCAACAGCGAGAGCGGGAAGCGCAAGACCAGCAGAAGCAGCGGAAUCAGGACAGGCAGCCGGCCAGGUUGCCUUCUGCCUUGCCCAUGGCAUCCAGGGCGCCUGGCCAGAGAUCAUCUACGGACGUGCCCCUGAUGGCCCAGCCCAUCAUAGAAUCGCCACUUCGUGUCAAGGUCGCAUUUCGGCAGCCGAACACGGCCUUUGUGGCUGACCCAGAUGCAGGCAUAGCUCUGUUCUCUCUGACCAUCAAGCCCCUGUCGCCCGACGUGCUCGUCGCUGUCGAUCCGGCUCGCGCGCGGUCCGAGAACCUCUUCUGGCUCAAGGUCGACUUGAUCCGGGCUCGCGAGGUCUCUUUUAACGUCGGCUCACCGAUUGUAUUCUUUACCUUUCCACAAGGCGAUGGCCUAGGUGCCUUGAUGGGCGUGCAGUUCAGUACUGUCGAAGAGGUGCGGCGGUUGUCUGCGUGGAUCGCAAACUCGUCGUUGUCACAGAGUAUCAAACUGGACCAGAAGGCAUCGCAGGAACAGCUGAAACGCAAAUUCGAAAAGUGCCUAGCCGAGGUGCUGGGACACAAAGAAGCGAAAGAACAAAAAGAGUCGACGCCGGCCAAGGCCACGGCCCCGACUCGGUCUUCGCCAGUUGUGAGCAACACCAACAGCAACGGUAGCGGUAGCACCGAAUACAUGACUUUCCGUCGGACCCGAAGUAGCCGCAACCUCCAGGAGGCCACGGAGACGAUCGAUCUCGACAAUGCAGACAACAAACGGACAGGUCUCCUUGGCAGCUCACCAGCAUCAUCCGACGUGGCCAGCGACCGGCUGGCACGGCUGCGGAACCGAAGCGCGCGACUGCCGCCCUCUCGGCCCCUCCUGCAGGACGUGGAGGCUGAGCGGUGGACAUUAAAGAACCCCGACUGGGCCCGUGAUUGGCGCAUCCCACUGACCUAUUCGCGCACCACGGUCGACAAGGACGACGUAGCUCGCCUUGAUGAGGGCGAGUUUCUCAACGACAACAUUAUCAACUUUUACAUGCAGUUCCUGCAGGACACCCUCAAAAAGAGCGAGUCGACCAUUGCAACGCGUGUCUACUUCCACAACACUUUCUUCUACGAAAAGCUGCGUCCCAGCAGGGGCCGCGAGAUUGCCUUUGAUGGCGUCAAACGCUGGACCGCAAAAACAGACCUCUUUUCCUACGACUACAUUGUCGUCCCUGUCAACGAGCACGCCCACUGGUGGCUCGCUAUCAUUUGCAACGUGCCCAAGAUUCUCGAAGCAGCCCUGCCCAAAACAGAUGAUUCGGAGGUUGUGAACGUGCCGGAGGUGACAGAAAAUGCAGAAGAGCCCACGGCAGCGCCUGUGUACAUGGAUGUUUCUGUGGACGUGGACGUGGGUGCGGGUCCGGGUGCGGGUGCGGGUGCGGACGCGGGUGCGGACGCGGACGCGGACGCGGACGCGGACGAUGUCAAGGAAACCGGCGAGCGUCGAUUUGUGCCAAUCGACGUCGACAAGCCCAAACCACAACCUCGGAGUGUUGUGAUCAACGACGAAGCUGGCGCUACCAACCUGCCCUCCGCAUCGCCAUCACGCCUCGACGGGCUAAGAAAAGACACCCCUAUCAAUUUGGACGGCACAGACAUCAAGCCAGACGAAUCCCGCACCGAGCCUAUUGUGCUCGAGUCGGCCGAAAACGACGAUGACGAAGCAAUAGUUCCGGCAUCAGCCAACAGCAGUCCCAGGGCCGCUAGCAAGGUUCACGAAAUCAAAGACGACGAACCCAAUGAAAGACAAACCCACGUUGCGGAUUCUGCCGACGACGACGAGGUCGAGGAGAUCAAGAGCGACCUUGUCCAGCCGACCACGCCGCAGCCAGCAUCUGCCAAAAAGCCAUUCCGAGGCGGCGGUGCCCUGAACAGCAAAAAGAUCUUUAUUCCGCCCGGCAAAAAAAAGGACCCCAAAGACCCGCGCAUCUUCACGCUCGACUCGCUGGGCAGCGUGCACUCGGCGUCGGUUGACCAUCUGAAGCAGUGGAUGAUGGCCGAGAUCGCUGAGCGCAAGGGCGUGAAGCCUGCAGAUCCGGGCCGCCUCGGCAUGACGGCCAAAGCCAUCCCACAGCAGGAGAACUUUUGCGACUGUGGCGUCUACCUGCUACUCUACCUCCAGGAAUUCAUCAAGGACCCCGACAGCUUUAUCGAAGACAUUGUCAUGCGCCAAAACCGCACCUGGGACACGUCCGCGCCUAAUAUGCGCAAACAGCUGCGUGACCUGAUCCUGCACAUGCAGAAGGAGUACCAAGCGGCGGAGGAGGCACACUGGAAGCCCAAGAGGAAGUUGGGAACGCCAGCUACGAAGCGGCUGGAUCCUGCGAGUCCGCCAGUCGUUGUACCGGCAGCGACGGGCGCCAGCAAAACUUCUGACGCACAAGCUACGCCUGUCCAAGAGCCGGGCUUGCCGUUGCUUCCGUUGCCAUCUCCACCUGCUCCAGCUUCUGCUAGUCGUCCGACGCCCAGGAGCGACGGCAUUUCCAAGGACGGGGCUGACUUGCCCAUCCCCAGCAGUGAGGUAGACCAGAAUGGCGACCACAAGGAAAACGAUAGCCACGGCGAUGACGAAGGCGACUCAGUCACUGCGUCCGCCGGUUCUGUUGAGGCCGGUUGCAGCUCUCCCUUCAAGCAAGGGUCCAAAUCGCCCAACAUGUUUGUGCAACACCCUUAG